CCAGUAGACCUUGCGCGGCCGGAAGCCGUUCAGUCGCUGUAGAGAAGAAGAAGAGGAGCUGCAGCUGCUGAAGAUGAUGAAGGGUAAGGCUGAUGAAGAUGACUACUGGAACAGCUCCAAGUUUAAAGCAUUCACCUUUGACGACGAAGAUGACGAGUUCAGCAGGCUGAAAGAGUCAAAGCGAGCGGUGAACAGCAUCCGCCUGGAGGACGACGACGACGACGACGUGGAGAAGGUCAGCUGGAGCGGAGAGCCGGUUGGAAGUAUCUCCUGGUCUGUCAGAGAGACGGCGGCGUCCAAUCAAAGGACAGACAGGGAGCCUGCCUUCCCCAAAAUCAACACUGACACACCCACCAUCAGCAAGAGCAACUCGGGAUACUCACUGAGUGCGCUGUUCAAAGGAAAGUCUAAAGGAGGAUCGUUCCAGUCUCUGACAGACACACUCAGCGACUCAACAGCCAGGCUCUAUGCUCCUGAACUACGAAAACCCAAAUCAGAGUACAAGGACUAUGUCAGCGAUUGGUCACCUGAGGAGACAGUCCAGAGGAUGCAGCAGGGAAAGUGUGUAUCGUUGGAGAAGUUUCGUUCUCUGCAAGAUAAGCUCCUCCUCCUCGACUCUGCCGUCAGCGCUCAUGAUGGGAACGUCAUCACUGCAGUCCUGAUUUAUCUGAAGAGGACGCUGAGCAAAGAGGUCUUGUUCAGGGAGCUGGAGUUCAGACAGGUGGCACUCAGACACCUGAUCGCCUACCUGACCGAAAGCAAAGACCAACGACUGCUGCUGGAGCUGCUCAGAGCACUUGGCAGGACGGAGGAUGUGGCGCUGCUUCAGUAUAAGGAACACCUGAGCAUCUCUGAUGAAAACAAGCGGCGGGACUUCCUAAAGAGCUGCCUCAGUCUCCCAUUUUCUGCAGAGGACACAGGUUAUGUUCAAGAUCACUACACACUGCUGGAGAGACAGAUCAUCAUAGAGGCUGCUGAUCGUCAGGCUGAGCGAGGAGGGAAGGUGGAACUCUUCCAGAAGUUUCCCAGGAAAGCUUCGAUCCUCAAUAUGCCGCUGGUCACAACGUUAUACUACUGCUGUUUCUAUCACUACACUGAACCUGAGGGAACUUACAGCAGCCCGUUGAACAUCCGUCAGACAUUUAAGAUCUCAGAGAAGCAGUACUUUGUGACAGCGUUGGCGGCGAGGGCAAAGUUGAAGGCGUGGUUCGAUGUGGAUGCUCUGUUCGCCAGCAGGAACUGGCUGGGCUUCACUAGGAAGAAGUCACCGCUCAGCUUCCAGCGAGUCGUCGACAUCCUGCAGAAGAACUCCGCCCCCACACAGGUGCUGCAGGAGUACGUGGCGUUGGUAGACGACGCCGAGCUGAGGAUCAGUCUUGCUCAGAAACAUAAAUGUCACGACAUCGUCAUUAAUACAUAUCGAGACCUGAAGGACCGGCAGCAGUUGCUAGGAUACCGAGGAAAGGUGGAGCGAGGGUCAGCGGAGGAGAGGAAGAUUGAUGAGCUGCUCAAUAACCAGCAAAUGAGGUGGAAGAACUGAGCCUGUGGACAAUGGCUCUUACUUUGAAGGAAAACAGGAAGUCCACCAUGACAACAGGGACGUCUGAUCAGCUAUCAGCGUUGGAGCUGUCCCUGAGACACAGAGUGGAUAGGGCUGUUUUUCAGCCUGGUCUUCCAUGAGUCAUCAUGCCAACAUUCCUGAAAGUGUUUUUGUAAAUAUGAAUGUAAAAUAAAAUAUAAAUAAAAUAUUAUUUAUAAAUGUGAAACAAGGAUGUGGUAUUGAUUAGUAGAAGGGUAGGAGUCCCUCAUAGAUGUGUAACAAAGAUGGCAAAUGCUUUUCUGCUGUUUAUGAAUGGAACUUUUUGACCAAAGAUGAUAAAAGAACCAAACAAAUAG
Molecule: messenger RNA, 1896 nt
Organism: Cheilinus undulatus (humphead wrasse)
Lineage: Eukaryota; Metazoa; Chordata; Actinopteri; Labriformes; Labridae
Gene: vipas39
Product: VPS33B interacting protein, apical-basolateral polarity regulator, spe-39 homolog
Exons: 19
Coding region: 74-1540 (488 amino acids)
Biological process (GO): vacuolar transport; intracellular protein transport
Cellular component (GO): cytoplasm
Source: RefSeq, a predicted model, not a curated record